AUGUUUAACAAAAGUUCAGUGAUACGGAGGAAGAGGAAAUCUAUGUCUUUGGAUAUGAAAAUGGAAAUUUUAAAUCAGUUUGAAAAAGGAGAAAAACCUUCAUCAAUUGCUAAGUCAUAUGGAAUAAACGAAUCCACUGUCAGGACAAUAAAAAAUAUGAGGAAAAGUAUUGAAAGCAAAAAUAUGGAGAAGGCAUUGGUGAUCUGGAUUCAGGACAAUAUUCAAAAGAAAAUACCCAUGAGCAGUUAUAUGAUAAGACAAAAAGGUGUGAGUAUUUUUAACAGUUUAAAAAAGCAAGGUUUAGCUUUAGCAUCUGAUAAAAAGGAAACAGAUUUUUCUGGCAGUAAAGGCUGGUUUGAGAAAUUUAAAAAAAGAUAUUCAUUGCACAACCUUAAAUUCAAAGGCAAGGCUAUAUUCAAUGUUGAUGAGGCUGCUCUAUUUUGGAAGAAGAACCCUGGCAAAACUUUUGUGACAAAAAGUAUAAAAAGUGUUAGUGAAUUUAAGGUAAAUGAAGAUCGUGUGACAUUGUUGCUUUGUAGUAACGCAUCAGGAGAGCAAUUGAUGAAACCUUUGGUUAUAAAUGGAGCCCUUCGGCCACAAGCAUUAAAAGAAAUAGACAUUAAUGAUCCUCCCAUUCAUUGGAUGACAAAUAAAAAGGCAUGGGUGACUACUAAUGUUUUUCGGGAUUGGUUUUACAACUAUUUUAUUCAAGAAACUGAAAAUUAUAUGAAGAAAAAAGGCUUUCCUUUUAAAAUACGUUUAUUAUUGGAUAAUGCACCAGGUCGUCCAUCUGCUGAAAGUGGCAGUGAAUGUGGGGAACCAGUUUCACUCACCGCAGAAAAUAUUAAUAAAGUUCUUCAACUGGCCACAAAAUUGGAAAGUACUGCUCUAGAUAUUGAUCCAAACAUUCAACGAGUCUUAAAAUUUCAACAAGAUUUAAAAAAAUGUUGCAGCGAAUAUCAGGCAAUUUACGACAACCUAGCAAAAGAUAAGUUAUUGACAAAUUCAUUUAAAAAUAUAAACAAUAAUAAUGCAAAUGAAGUAAGACUUGCAAAUAUUUUAAGCGAUGAAGAUGAAGUGACUGAGCCAAUGAACAAGAGAAGGUCGAUUGCUUUGAAUUACAGUACAGAUUCUGACACCGAAUAA
Habropoda laboriosa is the source of this 1146-nucleotide messenger RNA. RefSeq names its product tigger transposable element-derived protein 1-like. Gene Ontology annotation, molecular function: DNA binding. Gene Ontology annotation, cellular component: nucleus. The transcript is spliced from 3 exons. Bases 1 to 1146 code for a protein of 381 amino acids. Lineage: Eukaryota; Metazoa; Arthropoda; Insecta; Hymenoptera; Apidae. The record is from RefSeq and is a predicted model, not a curated record.